AGUUUUCAGUCGCGUUUAAUGGAAGAGUAACGGUCCAAAGAUACUCGUUUCUUAUGAGCUGAAUGAAGUUGGUGUCUCCCUUCCGCCACAAGACUUCAUCUUUGGAGCGGAUGGAGGAGGAAGAUGAUGAUGAAGAUGAUGAAUUGGACAUCUUUGGAGGUUACGACAGCUUCCGGGGCUACAACAGCAGCAUGGGCAGCGACAGCAGCUCAUGCCUGGAUGAGUCUAGUGAUGAUGAGGUGGUGGAUCGGGAAGCUGGAGAGCUUCCGACCUCCCCUGUGCACCAGCACCAGCCGUCCACAGGCCGACUGACAGAGGACAGUGGCUCUGAGCCAGCUGUGUGUGAGAUGUGUGGGAUUGUGGGCACCAGGGAGGCUUUCUUCUCCAAGACCAAACGCUUCUGCAGCGUCUCCUGCUCCAGAAGCUACUCCUCAAACUCCAAGAAGGCCAGCAUCCUGGCCAGGCUGCAGGGGAAGCCACCAACAAAGAAAGCUAAAGUGCUGCACAAGGCGGCCUGGUCUGCCAAGAUUGGGGCCUUCCUCCAUUCACAGGGCACAGGACAGCUGGCAGAUGGGACGCUGACAGGCCAGGAUGCACUUGUCCUGGGCUUUGACUGGGGAAAGUACCUGCAGGAGCAUGGCUUCAAGGCAGCUCCCGUCAGCUGCUUCAAACAUGUGCCGCUCUUUGAUCAGUGGGACGAUGUGGUGAAGGGUAUGAAGGUAGAAGUGCUGAACAGUGAUGCCGUGCUGCCCAGCCGAGUAUACUGGAUUGCCUCCGUCAUCCAGACUGCAGGGUACAGGGCCCUUCUGCGAUAUGAGGGUUUUGAGAACGAUGCCGGCCACGAUUUCUGGUGCAAUUUGGGCACAGUGGAUAUUCACCCCAUUGGCUGGUGUGCCAUCAACAGCAAAAUCCUGGUGCCACCACAGAGUAUCCAUGCCAAGUACACUGACUGGAGGGGUUACCUCAUGAAAAAGCUGGUGGGAGCCAGGACUAUCCCUGUGGAUUUCCACAUCAAGAUGGCGGAGAGCAUGAAGUACUCAUUCCGGCAAGGCAUGCGAGUGGAGGUGGUGGACAAGAACCAUGUGUCCCGGACCCGCAUGGCAGUAGUGGACACAGUGAUUGGGGGCCGACUGAGGCUCCUCUACGAGGACGGCGACAGCGAUGAUGACUUCUGGUGCCACAUGUGGAGCCCUCUCAUCCAUCCUGUGGGCUGGUCACGGAGGGUGGGCCACAGCAUGAAGAAGACGGAAGAAAAGCGCACUGAUAUGGCGAACCAUCCCACUUUCCGGAAGAUUUACUGUGAUGCUGUCCCCUAUCUCUUCAAGAAGGUACGAGCUGUCUAUGCUGAAGGCGGAUGGUUUGAGGAAGGCAUGAAGCUGGAGGCCAUUGACCCUCUCAAUCUGGGCAACAUUUGCGUGGCCACUGUUUGUAAGGUCCUCUUGGACGGAUAUCUUAUGAUAAGCAUUGAUGGAGCCACGUCUGCAGAUGGCUCUGACUGGUUCUGCUACCAUGCCUCUUCGCAUGCCAUCUUCCCCGUCAACUUCUGCCAGAAGAACAGCAUUGACCUGACCCCUCCAAAAGGGCAAGAUGCAAAGACCUUCAACUGGGACAGUUACCUGGAAAGGACUAAGUCAAGACCUGUUCCAGCACGGCUCUUCAACACGGAUUGCCCAAACCAUGGCUUCAAGGCAGGCAUGAAAGUGGAAGCAGUGGACUUGAUGGAGCCCCGGCUCAUUUGUGUGGCCACAGUGAAGCGUGUGGUCCACCGCCUCCUCAGCAUCCAUUUUGAUGGCUGGGACAGCGAGUACGACCAGUGGGUGGACUGCGAGUCUCCGGACAUUUAUCCUGUGGGGUGGUGUGAGCUGACAGGUUACCAACUUCAACCGCCUGUUGCUGCAGAGCCCACAACUCCAGUGAAGGCCAAGGAGGUGCCCAAGAAGAAGAAGAAACCCUAUGGAAAGAAGAGAAAAAAGUUACCUGCCAAAACCCGCACCGUCAAGCAGACUGCCAAGAAGCUUCCUGGACCGAAGACAAAACGAGAAGCGAAAGCUGCCAGCAAGGCUUUGCCGGAGCCAGCCCCCGAUGAGAUCAUUGCCGUGCAGGUGAAAGAGGAAACCAUCGACCCCUCCAUGGCAGAGUUUGGAACCUCAGAGCUUCCCAUUCCCAUCAGCAGCAUAAAGCAGGAGGUCACAGACUGAAUCUGAAGCGUCCCCCAGCUGUCCUCAGCAGCCUGUGCUUCACCUUGUGGCUCUUUGGGGAAGGCCCUAACAAAGCAGAGCAGGAGACCAAAAGGGCCCUCCUUUGUCAAGGCAGGCCACCCUGCAACAUCACAGCUCUGCUUUCUUGGUGUGCAAGAGGAUUUCCCCUAAGCCUUGUGAUUUUAAGCCCUGGGAAAUGGACUCCAGAAAGGCAGCAGGCUUGCUGACAAACAUGGCCAGAGUGACUGUGGAGGUUGUGUGUGCCUGGCUCCGAAGGUGUGUUUCUGAGCAGGAGACCCCAGUGGGGCUGUCACAGCACGAAGGGGCAGUUUGGGAUGUCAGCUGUGGCUGGAGGUGGUGAGCCGCAAUCUGAAGCUAUGUGCAAGUCCCGUGAGUCAGGAAAUCAGCUGCUCUCAUCAAAGGACAUCUGUGCUGUGCCCCCCACUGUAGGCCACGCAACCCCUGAGAGAGCUGGGAUCGGAAGAGAAAAGGAGAUGAAAAACAAAGAAAAAGGAAAGAUGAUGCCUCUUGGGGGAGUGAGAGACUUUUUCAAUUAAUGUCACUUCUUGCUAUUGACCCCAGAACUGCAGAGUACAUGAUGCACAGUUUGAAUUUUUUAUUUUUUAGUAGGCCCUCUGUAAACUUGACCAAUGACCUGUACCCUAAAGCCCUGUGGAUUAAACUGAGAAAGAGGCCAAAGGCUUGUAUGUUGCUUUCUGGGUCAGCAAAAUACCAGGAUUAGCCAAGAUGGGGAGAAGAGGGCUGACAGUGAGGACACUACAGAGUGCUGUUGAGCUCAGGCACAGGAUGGCAAGACAGGGCACAAGUCUCGGGUCAGAGUGUGUCCAGGUGAGCAAAGAACAUCAUGUUUCCUGAAUCUCCCUAAAACCUGUCUCUAAUCCUGACUCAGCUGCUUCUGGUUACCAGCCUCUCCCCCCACACUUGUUUCCUCCUGCCACACAGGUGAGAAAGUGCUGUGCCUGCCUGGCCCACAGCUGGGCACUGGCUGGCUGUUGUGGAAGUGCCUUGUGGAAGCCCCCCAGGAAAACAGCAUCUCUGAGCAGGGAGUUUGCCACAAAGUGUCUGCCCUUGGUGAUGCUCCCUCCACAAACUUCUGGGCAAGAAUCACAGCUGGCCCGGGAAGCUCAGGUCCUGGCCCUUGCUGGCAAUUGCUAAGCUUGCUGCUUCCUGCAGGAAACCAGUUUAAACUGGUUUGGUCCCAGAGUGGGGGAGACUGGAGGUAGAAGCAUGACUCUACUAUGGCAACCACACAACCAGCUCAGCUGCCCCCACUACUGAGACCAACCACCAGUCCCUGCAUGUUUUCUAAAGGGAGAUGGAAGAGAAGGGGGGGAAAAGAAAGAAAAAAGCCAAGUCACUCAGAAAGGAAAUAAUGGAUAUUUAUUGGAAAGGAGUGCACAGACAAACAAAUUGGGCGGGUGGCUUCUCCAAGGGGAGGUCAUGGUAAAUUCCUGAAGCUAACAACAAAAAAUACUGGUGCCUGAAGGACGUGUAUUUCUGCUUGAAACUUCUAGAAAUUAGUGCAGGGUAGGAAAAGAAAGAGGGAAAGAAAAAUAUUUGAUAUAGAUUUUGGAUA
Messenger RNA from Struthio camelus australis, 3795 nucleotides. RefSeq names its product L3MBTL histone methyl-lysine binding protein 2 (gene L3MBTL2). The record is from RefSeq and is a predicted model, not a curated record. NCBI's taxonomy places the organism in Eukaryota, Metazoa, Chordata, Aves, Struthioniformes, Struthionidae. Gene Ontology annotation, molecular function: zinc ion binding; chromatin binding. Gene Ontology annotation, biological process: negative regulation of DNA-templated transcription. Gene Ontology annotation, cellular component: nucleus.